Molecule: messenger RNA, 1275 nt
Organism: Fusarium coffeatum
Lineage: Eukaryota; Fungi; Ascomycota; Sordariomycetes; Hypocreales; Nectriaceae
Exons: 6
Coding region: 1-1275 (424 amino acids)
Biological process (GO): carnitine biosynthetic process
Cellular component (GO): mitochondrion
Molecular function (GO): trimethyllysine dioxygenase activity; iron ion binding
Source: RefSeq, a predicted model, not a curated record
AUGCAGCGAAUGCGUCAAUCAGAGUACAAGGCAAAGAAAUUUCGAUACUUUCACGGGGAGGACGAACACAAGAGCAUUCAUCCCUGGGAAUGGCUCGACUGCUGGUUCACUAAAGGAUACAGCAGGCAGUUGAGAGUAGAAGAUCAUCACAGAUUUUGGGGCAGCGAGAUCGCAGAGAACCCCCCGAAAGUUGACUACAGACUGGGAGCUGACAAUAUCAUGGCUGAGCUGACCAGAAAGAUCUGGAUUCAUGGCUUCUGUCUCGUCGAAAACACCGAACCGACUCCUGAAGCAACAAAAGAGUUUUUAGAGAAAAUCGGCCCAAUUCGCAAUACCCACUACGGAGGAUUCUACGACUUUGUUCCUGAUCUUGCCCUGGCUGACACUGCGUACACGAACAUAGCUCUUCCAGCUCAUACAGACACUACUUACUUUACCGAGCCUGCUGGCCUACAAGCCUUCCACUGUCUCUCGCACGACGCUCCUCCCGAUCACAACCCAGACGAGCCUCUAGGUGGCGAGUCUCUGCUUGUGGAUGGUUUCCAGGCUGCUAUCAAGUUGAAACGUGAAUUCCCGGAAGCGUUCGGUGUCCUACAAAGAGCCCAGAUUCCUUGGCAUGCUAGCGGAAACGAGGGAAUUGCUAUUGCGCCGAAUGGCGUCUAUCCAGUCAUCGAAAUGAAUGCCGCCAAUAAGCUGCGCCGCAUUCGUUGGAACAACGAUGAUCGUGGGGUUGUGCAUCCCGCGCACGCAGAGGUUUGGUACGAUGCAGCUCGGAAGUGGAAUGAGAUCAUACGCCGAGAAAGUAGCGAGUUUUGGUUCAAGUUGACACCCGGCACCAUCGUCAUUUUCGACAACUGGCGAGUGAUGCAUGGACGAAGUGCGUUUAAGGGUAACCGCCGCAUAUGCGGAGCCUACAUACCCCGUGAUGACUUCAUUUCUCGUUAUCGCGAGACAAACUUUGACCACGAGCGAGUUAUCAGGCACAACCUUAACCAAGUUGCAAGUGUCAACAACGCUGCCCAUGGCGUCAAUGACAAAAAGAAACGCCGAUACGUCCGCCAUCCUAAGUCUUCCAAGAACGCCAAACCUCAAGACAACAGUCAUCCUGAAUCCUCUGAGAAGCCGGAUCUCGAGACGACGGUGGCGGCGACGACGACGGUCAUCGUGGAUACUUUAAAUAAGCCGGACCUUGACAGGACGGCUACUGUGAAACGUCCGAGAAGUCUCUCAGAGAGACAACGACGACGACGACGAAUAGUGAAUACUAUUUGGUAA